GCGGGCACAUUGGCUCGCGGUAGGCUUAGGCACGGGCUCGUAACAAGCUUAGGCGCCGGCCGCUAUGAGCCAAUGCGCUUGCACGGCUCACAACAAGUAGGGCAUGCUUGCGUGCCGACUUACAACGAGCCUAUACGUUGGCUCGCGGUAGGCCUACUUUGA
Dovyalis caffra is the source of this 162-nucleotide messenger RNA. The record is from the annotation of a GenBank genome assembly. Lineage: Eukaryota; Viridiplantae; Streptophyta; Magnoliopsida; Malpighiales; Salicaceae.